AUGGAUAUUGAAUCACUUUUUGGAGUUAACGGUAAAAAAGUAUUGAUAACUGGUGGCUCAAGAGGAAUUGGUCUGAUGAUAGCCAAAGGAUUUGUAUCUAAUGGAGCUAAAGUUUAUAUUUCUUCGAGAUCUUCAAAUGCUUGUGAUCAAUUAAAAUUAAAACAAAUUAUACAAACGAAAAUGUUAUUAUCAGGCCCAGGUGAAGCAAUUAGUUUACCAGCAGAUUUACAAAAAUUGAGUGAAGUUAAAAGAUUGGUUUCAGAAAUUGAGAAAAGAGAAGAUGGAA
This is a messenger RNA of Entrophospora sp. SA101, 286 nucleotides long. The record is from the annotation of a GenBank genome assembly. Lineage: Eukaryota; Fungi; Glomeromycota; Glomeromycetes; Entrophosporales; Entrophosporaceae.